GUGUGGCCGGCUCCGUCCUCUCGUAGGCUGCUCGGUAGCUCGCAAUGUGACACCAGGACGCACACGCACUCGCGCGCUCUCCCCAGCUCGCACUCCCUCGCCCUCCUGUCUCUCACACACACACACGCACGCACACACCCACCUCUCCCAUAAACACACACACACACAUGCACACCCACACCCACGCGCGCCCGCACCGCCCCACGCGCGCACACUCCCGCCCACGCCCACGCCGCGCUCGGGGGAGUCCGGUCCCAGCUAGAGCGCGAAAGGAUACGGAGAAACCACCGGCGGGGAGUGCAGCGGCGCCCCGGGACGCGGCGCCCUCCCCGCGCGGCCGCCUCGGCUCGGGAUCGGCCUGGGGGCCGCCGGCCGGCGAUGGCCCGGGAUUGCUUGCUGCUGCUCCUUCUGGCAUCCGCAGUGGCCGCGAUGGAAGAAACAUUAAUGGACACCAGGACGGCUACUGCAGAGCUGGGCUGGACAGCCAAUCCCGCGUCAGGGUGGGAAGAAGUCAGUGGCUACGAUGAAAACCUGAACACCAUCCGUACCUACCAGGUGUGCAAUGUCUUCGAGCCCAACCAGAACAACUGGCUGCUCACCACCUUCAUCAACCGUCGGGGGGCCCAUCGCAUCUACACAGAGAUGCGCUUCACUGUGAGAGACUGCAGCAGCCUCCCCAACGUCCCAGGCUCCUGCAAGGAGACCUUCAACUUGUACUACUAUGAGACUGACUCAGUCAUUGCCACCAAGAAAUCAGCCUUCUGGUCGGAGGCCCCCUACCUCAAAGUAGACACCAUUGCUGCAGAUGAGAGCUUCUCCCAGGUAGACUUUGGAGGAAGGUUGAUGAAGGUCAACACAGAGGUCAGGAGCUUUGGGCCUCUUACUCGGAAUGGUUUUUACCUUGCUUUCCAGGAUUAUGGAGCCUGUAUGUCUCUUCUUUCUGUCCGUGUCUUCUUCAAAAAGUGUCCCAGCAUUGUGCAAAAUUUUGCAGUAUUCCCGGAGACGAUGACUGGGGCAGAGAGCACGUCUCUGGUGAUUGCUCGAGGCACGUGCAUCCCCAAUGCAGAGGAAGUGGAUGUGCCCAUCAAACUCUACUGCAACGGGGAUGGGGAGUGGAUGGUGCCCAUCGGGCGCUGCACCUGCAAGCCUGGCUAUGAGCCCGAGAACAGCGUGGCCUGCAAGGCCUGCCCUGCAGGAAUGUUCAAGGCCAGCCAAGAAGCUGAGGGCUGUUCCCACUGUCCCUCCAACAGCCGAUCCCCUUUGGAGGCGUCUCCCAUCUGUACCUGCCGGACCGGCUAUUACCGAGCGGACUUUGACCCCCCAGAAGUGGCAUGCACUAGUGUCCCAUCAGGUCCCCGAAAUGUCAUCUCCAUCGUCAAUGAGACAUCCAUCGUUCUGGAGUGGCACCCUCCGAGGGAGACAGGCGGGAGGGAUGACGUGACCUACAACAUCAUCUGUAAGAAGUGCCGGGCCGACCGCCGGAGCUGCUCCCGCUGCGACGACAAUGUGGAGUUUGUGCCGAGGCAGCUGGGCCUGACCGAAUGCCGUGUGUCCAUCAGCAGCCUGUGGGCCCACACCCCCUAUACCUUUGACAUCCAGGCCGUCAAUGGGGUCUCCAGCAAGAGUCCCUUUCCCCCACAGCAUGUCUCCGUCAACAUCACCACAAACCAAGCUGCCCCUUCCACGGUUCCUAUCAUGCACCAGGUCAGUGCCACUAUGAGGAGCAUCACCUUGUCAUGGCCACAGCCAGAACAGCCCAACGGCAUCAUCCUGGACUAUGAGAUCCGUUACUAUGAGAAGGAACACAAUGAAUUCAACUCCUCCAUGGCCAGGAGCCAGACCAACACAGCGCGGAUCGAUGGUCUGCGGCCAGGCAUGGUGUAUGUGGUACAGGUGCGCGCCCGCACUGUGGCCGGCUACGGCAAGUUCAGCGGCAAGAUGUGCUUCCAAACUCUGACAGAUGAUGAUUACAAGUCUGAGCUGAGGGAGCAGCUGCCCCUGAUUGCUGGCUCCGCGGCAGCCGGGGUCGUGUUUGUGGUGUCCUUGGUGGCCAUCUCCAUCGUCUGUAGCAGGAAACGGGCUUACAGCAAAGAGGCUGUGUACAGCGAUAAGCUCCAGCAUUACAGCACCGGCCGAGGCUCCCCAGGGAUGAAGAUCUACAUCGAUCCCUUCACUUACGAGGACCCCAACGAAGCUGUCCGCGAGUUUGCCAAGGAGAUUGAUGUAUCUUUUGUGAAAAUUGAAGAGGUCAUCGGAGCAGGAGAGUUUGGAGAGGUGUACAAGGGGCGUUUGAAACUUCCAGGCAAGAGAGAAAUCUAUGUGGCCAUCAAGACGUUGAAGGCUGGGUACUCAGAGAAGCAGCGUCGGGACUUCCUGAGUGAGGCCAGCAUCAUGGGCCAGUUCGACCAUCCCAACAUCAUUCGCCUUGAGGGUGUGGUCACCAAGAGUCGGCCCGUCAUGAUCAUCACAGAGUUCAUGGAGAAUGGAGCUUUGGAUUCUUUCCUCAGGCAAAAUGACGGACAGUUCACGGUGAUCCAACUGGUGGGGAUGCUCAGGGGUAUUGCUGCGGGCAUGAAGUACCUCUCUGAGAUGAACUAUGUGCAUCGGGACCUGGCUGCUAGGAACAUUCUGGUCAACAGUAACCUGGUGUGCAAGGUGUCCGACUUUGGCCUUUCCCGCUACCUCCAGGAUGACACCUCAGACCCCACCUACACCAGCUCCUUGGGAGGGAAGAUCCCCGUGAGAUGGACGGCUCCAGAGGCCAUUGCCUACCGCAAGUUCACUUCUGCCAGCGACGUCUGGAGCUAUGGGAUUGUCAUGUGGGAAGUCAUGUCAUUUGGAGAGAGACCCUACUGGGAUAUGUCCAACCAAGAUGUGAGUGUCAGCAGCACCUGGCCUUCCCAGCCCCUGCUAGACCGCUCCAUCCCAGAUUUUGCGGCCUUCACCACCGUGGAUGACUGGCUCAGUGCCAUCAAAAUGGUCCAGUACAGGGACAGCUUCCUCACUGCCGGCUUCACCUCCCUUCAACUGGUCACCGAGAUGACAUCAGAAGACCUCCUGAGAAUAGGUGUCACCUUGGCAGGUCAUCAGAAAAAGAUCCUGAACAGCAUUCAUUCGAUGAGGGUCCAGAUGAGUCAGUCACCAACGGCAAUGGCAUAAACUCUCAUUUUCUGUGGAGAGGAGAGGAAGGAAGAGGACUGGGCUCAAGGGGGACCCAGAGGUUGACCACUGUGGAAUGUUCCGGAGAGACUGGCUUCUCAGCUGAGAAAUGCCUUACAUCGGUGAAGAAUAAACUGGACCUGUUCCUAAUAAACAACCUCAGUUUCUUGGUGCCAGAAGCUUGUGUGAGAUGCUGUGGGAAACCAAAUACAUAAUAAUUAAAAUAUGGAAAAAGGUGAAGAAAAAAGAGUAUGCAUCGGGGCACCAGUAAACUCAGCUCCCAACCUCAGUGAGCUGGAAUCGUCCAUCCACAGGAAGAAAGGGAAGGAGGUAGGAGGGAAGAAACCGAAGCAGUUUUCCAUUUCCUUCCUCACCAAUGACAUUCUUUUCUUUUCUCCUUUCUACUCCUCCCCAGGAGUCUGCCCCCUUCCCCACACCCAUUUCCCUUUGCUCAUGACUCGCGUAGGGACGUUCCUUCAAACAAACCCCAGCUCCUGAGUCUCCAGAUGUUCUGUCAGUUGCCAAAGGACUUUGCUGACCACUGCAUGGGGGAUCCGACCAAUUCAAUUAAUGUCUUCAUAUUGAAGAAGAGAUGUACCUUCAAUGGAAAACCUUGUUUUUCUUUUGUUUGCAUUUUCUGCAAAAAGGAAAAAGAAACCACAAAUUGGGAAAAACAAAAAACAAAAACAAAAAAAGAAAGACCUGUUUCCGUGUGCAAGAGCACACGUAUGUAUGUCUGCGUUAUAAAAUGACUGUGCUCGUUCAUAACAGAUGCAAACAAGAAAGAAGAGCUGGGAGGUCUCUGCCCCUGCGAAGUCCAAAGGGGCCGGAACAUUCUGUUGGUUUGGUUUUCUUGUUGGCCGAAUUGGCCUAAUGGCUCAAUGGGGAGAGAGGGUGGAGUGAAAAGUAAAGUGAAAGGAGGGAAAAUCUCUCAAGAGCUUGCAAGUCCAGACAGGAAACAGGUGAGGGGUUUGAAUUGGAUGCAGUGCGGGCCAUUCUAGAAUGACACUGAUGGAUUAAUUAUUCUCGGUGAUAUCCGAAGAGAAGGAGGAGGAAAGUGUUCCUGGAGAAUGUUCUUCCACAUCCCUGGAAUCUGUAAGGCAAGAGGUGGCAAGGGAUAAUCCUUCUUACCUUAUCUGUGGACUGGAUGACGCCGUGUGGCAUCCGAAGAAUGUUUCAAAUGUGUCUGUGUUUCUCUGCAUUCCUUCUUGUAUCUCAUUGUUCAAUUCACUUUUGUAAAUUCUACCUAACAUUUGAAUAUUUUUGAUUUCUCCUUUUACCUGAAUCUCCUUGCUAAUUUUAUCUGUCUAAUUAAAAUGAGCAGAAGCAUGUCUGGGUUUACAUAGAAUGGUGUCCGAGUGUGUGUUCCCAGACCCCAGUGGGUCUGUCCCCAAGUUACAGGAGAAUCCCUAACUGUCCUUCUCCCCCCUAAUAUGGGAGAGACGGAAUAUAUCCCAGACAGUGGUACUCCCAUGAAGCAGAAUAUACUGG
Manis javanica (Malayan pangolin) is the source of this 4650-nucleotide messenger RNA. Lineage: Eukaryota; Metazoa; Chordata; Mammalia; Pholidota; Manidae. The record is from RefSeq and is a predicted model, not a curated record.